AUGGCUUUGUUGAAAUGGAUGUGCAUACUGACUCUGACGAGUCUCUUAUCUGCAGAAUCAUAUGCUCAGCUGGAUGUAUGUGGCACAGUUCCACUGAAUAACCGGAUAGUCGGAGGUGAAGAUGCUCCACCUGGGAGUUGGCCUUGGCAGGUAAGUCUGCAGAGCUCUGGUGGCCAUGUUUGUGGUGGUUCCCUCAUCAACAGAGAGUGGGUGAUGUCUGCUGCUCACUGCUUUUCCAGUUCAAGCACAUCCGGAUGGGAGGUUUCUCUUGGCCGUCAGAACCUCCAGGGCACAAACCCAAAUGAAGUGUCCAGAAGUGUUGCCAGAAUCAUUUUACACCCAAACUAUGAUGGUGACACCAACAACAAUGACAUUGCUCUGCUCAGACUCUCCUCACCAGUCACAUUCACAGACUACAUCAGACCUGUGUGUCUGGCAGCCAGUGGCAGUGUGUUCAACAAUGGUACAGAUAGCUGGGUCACCGGCUGGGGUGCAGUCAAUGAGGGAGUGUCCUUACCAUUCCCUGAAUCUCUACAAGAAGUGGAGGUUCCAGUUGUGGGAAACAGACAGUGUAACUGUCUCAAUGGAGUUGGUACAAUCACAGACAACAUGAUCUGUGCUGGAGUUCUGGUGGGAGGCAAAGACUCAUGUCAGGGUGACUCAGGAGGUCCAAUGGUAAGCAAACAAGGCUCUGUCUGGGUCCAGUCUGGAAUAGUUAGUUUUGGUUUUGGUUGCGCUCGACCCAAUUUGCCAGGAGUCUACUCCAGAGUGUCCAGUUACCAGCCCUGGAUCAACUCCCUGAUCCGCUCUGAUGAGCCAGGUUUUGUGCAGUUCAGUUCCAGUGGUGGGGACACUGAUGGCAGCUACAUGUGUCCUGGUCUCCCACCACCUCUUACUACUACUACUGCUUCUGGUACUUGUACCAAUACCGCAGAACCCGGUGCUACAACCACAGAGCCAGGAUCUGUUGCAUCGAGUGCUGAAUUGUGUGGCAUCACUCUCCUGAAUAACAGGAUAGUCGGAGGUGAAGAAGCUCCACCUGGGAGUUGGCCUUGGCAGGUUAGUCUGCAGAGCUCUGGUGGCCAUGUUUGUGGUGGUUCCCUCAUCAACAGAGAGUGGGUGAUGUCUGCUGCUCACUGCUUUUCCAGUUCAAGCACAUCCGGAUGGGAGGUUUCUCUUGGCCGUCAGAACCUCCAGGGCACAAACCCAAAUGAAGUGUCCAGAAGUGUUGCCAGAAUCAUUUUACACCCAAACUAUGAUGGUGACACCAACAACAAUGACAUUGCUCUGCUCAGACUCUCCUCACCAGUCACAUUCACAGACUACAUCAGACCUGUGUGUCUGGCAGCCAGUGGCAGUGUGUUCAACAAUGGUACAGAUAGCUGGGUCACCGGCUGGGGUGCAGUCAAUGAGGGAGUGUCCUUACCAUUCCCUGAAUCUCUACAAGAAGUGGAGGUUCCAGUUGUGGGAAACAGACAGUGUAACUGUCUCAAUGGAGUUGGUACAAUCACAGACAACAUGAUCUGUGCUGGAGUUCUGGUGGGAGGCAAAGACUCAUGUCAGGGUGACUCAGGAGGUCCAAUGGUAAGCAAACAGGGCUCCGUCUGGGUCCAGUCUGGAAUAGUUAGUUUUGGUUUUGGUUGCGCUCGACCCAAUUUGCCAGGAGUCUACUCCAGAGUGUCCAGUUACCAGCCCUGGAUCAACUCCCUGAUCCGCUCUGAUGAGCCAGGUUUUGUGCAGUUCAGUUCCAGUGGUGGGGACACCGAUGGCAGCUACACCUGUCCUGGUCUCCCACCACCUCUUACUACUACUACUGCUUCUGGUACUUGUUCCAAUACCGCAGAACCCGGUGCUACAACCACAGAGCCAGGAUCUGUUGCAUCGAGUGCUGAAUUGUGUGGCAUCACUCCCCUGAAUAACAGGAUAGUCGGAGGUGAAGAUGCUCCACCUGGGAGUUGGCCUUGGCAGGUUAGUCUGCAGAGCUCUGGUGGCCAUGUUUGUGGUGGUUCCCUCAUCAACAGAGAGUGGGUGAUGUCUGCUGCUCACUGCUUUUCCAGUACAAGCACAUCCGGAUGGGAGGUUUCUCUUGGCCGUCAGAACCUCCAGGGCACAAACCCAAAUGAAGUGUCCAGAAGUGUUGCCAGAAUCAUUUUACACCCAAACUAUGAUGGUGACACCAACAACAAUGACAUUGCUCUGCUCAGACUCUCCUCACCAGUCACAUUCACAGACUACAUCAGACCUGUGUGUCUGGCAGCCAGUGGCAGUGUGUUCAACAAUGGUACAGAUAGCUGGGUCACCGGCUGGGGUGCAGUCAAUGAGGGAGUGUCCUUACCAUUCCCUGAAUCUCUACAAGAAGUGGAGGUUCCAGUUGUGGGAAACAGACAGUGUAACUGUCUCAAUGGAGUUGGUACAAUCACAGACAACAUGAUCUGUGCUGGAGUUCUGGUGGGAGGCAAAGACUCAUGUCAGGGUGACUCAGGAGGUCCAAUGGUAAGCAAACAGGGCUCCGUCUGGGUCCAGUCUGGAAUAGUUAGUUUUGGUUUUGGUUGCGCUCGACCCAAUUUGCCAGGAGUCUACUCCAGAGUGUCCAGUUACCAGCCCUGGAUCAACUCCCUGAUCCGCUCUGAUGAGCCAGGUUUUGUGCAGUUCAGUUCCAGUGGUGGGGACACCGAUGGCAGCUACACCUGUCCUGGUCUCCCACCACCUCUUACUACUACUACUGCUUCUGGUACUUGUUCCAAUACUGCAGAACCCGGUGCUACAACCACAGAGCCAGGAUCUGUUGCAUCGAGUGCUGAAUGUAAGUAUUUUGACUACAACUACUCUGUUGUUUGA
Solea solea (common sole) is the source of this 2838-nucleotide messenger RNA. Its product is annotated as transmembrane protease serine 9-like. The transcript has 14 exons. Gene Ontology annotation, molecular function: serine-type endopeptidase activity. Gene Ontology annotation, biological process: proteolysis. Bases 1 to 2838 code for a protein of 945 amino acids. NCBI's taxonomy places the organism in Eukaryota, Metazoa, Chordata, Actinopteri, Pleuronectiformes, Soleidae. The record is from RefSeq and is a predicted model, not a curated record.